AUGGCCUUGUCAAACCCAAUCGUGGAUGAGCAAUGGGAAACUUGGAAGCAGGCAUAUGGAAAAAGCUACCUUAGUGUGGAGGAAGAUCUAGUCAGGAGAGAAAUUUGGCUGGAAAACUUGGAGAAGAUCGCAGCUCACAAUGCUCGAUAUCAUCAAGGAAAUUCCAUGUAUGAAAUGGCCAUGAAUGAAUUUGGAGACUUGACACCAGCAGAGUUUGUACAGUUGUAUACUGAUGCAACAAUGUAUGAAAUGGCAAAUUACACAGAUGAAGCAUUCUCAGAUAUUGAACUAGAAGAACUGGAAGAAGUGGAGGAAGUCAGGCGUAUGCCCAAAGAAGUGGACUGGCGUCAAAUGGGUUAUGUUAGAGGUGUAAAGAACCAGGGUUCAUGUUUGUCCUGUUAUGCGUUUGCUGCAGUUGGAGCUGUGGAAGGUCAGUUGGCCAAGCAAAAGAAACAGUAUGUGGAUCUGAGCACGCAAAACAUCAUUGACUGUUCCGAUGAAUUUAAGAAUUAUGGGUGCGAUGGAGGUUUACCAUAUCGUGCCUUUAAAUACAUUAAAAAAUACGGCAUUGAAUCUGAUCAAUCGUACCCCUACCAAGCAAAGCGAAAUGAUCAGUGCUCUUUCAGUAGCGCUAAAAGCGUCGUCACAAUUAAAGGAUUCCAAAGGUAUAAGCAUAUUGAUGAGAAAAGAUUAGCUGCAUUAGUGGCACGUGUUGGACCAAUUUCUGUACUUGUUUAUUCGUCACUUAAUUCCUGGAGAUUUUACAAGUCAGGUAUCUUUGAUGAUGCUGACUGCAAUAAUAAGAGAGUUGAUCAUGCCGUGGUCUUGAUAGGAUAUGUGGAUGCACCUUCAAGCAGCUACUGGAUCAUUAAAAACAGCUGGGGAACAUCUUGGGGUGAGAAAGGAUACAUGCGCAUGAUUAAAGGCAAGAACAUGUGUAGAAUUAACUAUAGUGCUUCUUAUCCCAUAAUCUGAAGACUUUCAACUACUGCAA
This is a messenger RNA of Chiloscyllium plagiosum (whitespotted bambooshark), 994 nucleotides long. RefSeq names its product cathepsin K-like. The record is from RefSeq and is a predicted model, not a curated record. Gene Ontology annotation, biological process: proteolysis. Gene Ontology annotation, molecular function: cysteine-type peptidase activity. Lineage: Eukaryota; Metazoa; Chordata; Chondrichthyes; Orectolobiformes; Hemiscylliidae.